AUGGUACGUUUCUUUCCAAACCCGUACGAUGAUUAUAAACCUGGAUCAGAUGUAGUUGUCGAUAAAGACGCGGUGGUUGCCCAAAUAAAUGAAUAUAUUGGUAGCAUUACUAAGCGGUUACAACCUACUCAAAAAAAUGUUGACGGAGGGCUUUAUGUCGGUAUUACAGGCGUAUCUUUUAUGUUCCUAUAUCUUGCAAAAAAUCCAACAUUAUCAUCGCAGAAAGCAUUUUAUCUACAAAAGGGCUUUGAGUAUCUUAAACCUGCCACGGAAACUUCUAUUGGGGACAAAACUUCGUUCUUACUUGGAGAAGCUGGUACUUAUGCAAUAUCUACUGUUUUAAAUAAAGAGUUGGGUUCAGAUCAAUUUGCUGAAUCCCUCCGGAUGUAUAAGUCCCUUUACCCAAGUUAUCUUAAUCCUAAGUUCCUGAAAUGUGGAGGAGAUGAAUUAUUUGUAGGCAGAGCUGGAUACCUUGCUGGAAUCCUGUGGAUCAGUCGGGAACUCAAGACUCCGAUAUUUACAUUGGAAGAACUUUAUAAGAUUUGUGAUAUCAUUGUGACUUCAGGUCGAGAAUAUGCCAUGAAAAACAAAAGCCCCAGCCCUUUGAUGUACCAUUAUUAUAAUACAGAGUACCUCGGGUCUGCCCAUGGUAUCAGUUUUAUUCUACAGAUGCUACUGAGUAUCCCUGGUUAUCUGACAUAUAAUAAAGCAGCAGCUCAAGAUAUUCAAGCUUCUAUCGAGUUCUUAGCUUCAUUGCAAAAUGAAGAGGGGAACUGGCCUUGUUGUAUGGAAGAAAUAGAACUAAAUGAUCACAAGCUGGUACACUGGUGUCAUGGGGCACCUGGCAUGGUGUACCUUAUGGCAAAAGCAUACCUUACUUACAAAGAUCAAAGAUAUCUUGACUCUUGUAUUAAGGCGGGAGAAUUUGUAUGGCGAAAGGGUCUUCUACACAAAGGGCCGGGUAUCUGUCAUGGAGUCGCUGGUAAUGGAUAUGUAUUUCUUCUCUUGCAUAGACUGACAGGUGAAGCAAAAUAUCUGCAUAGGGCUAAGAUGUUUGCAGAAUUUUUGACUGAUGAAGAAUUUAUAAGAGAUGCGAGACUUCCUGAUAACCCGGAGAGCUUGUAUGAAGGCACGGCAGGAACUGUUUGUUUCUUAUCAGAUCUAUUAGUACCUGAUAAAGCAGAGUUUCCUUUCCAAGAUGUCUUCUCUAAUUAUUGUUAUAACUAA
This is a messenger RNA of Arctia plantaginis, 1227 nucleotides long. The record is from the annotation of a GenBank genome assembly. NCBI's taxonomy places the organism in Eukaryota, Metazoa, Arthropoda, Insecta, Lepidoptera, Erebidae.